Messenger RNA from Drosophila novamexicana, 1297 nucleotides. Its product is annotated as GTP-binding protein 10 homolog. NCBI's taxonomy places the organism in Eukaryota, Metazoa, Arthropoda, Insecta, Diptera, Drosophilidae. Bases 123 to 1274 code for a protein of 383 amino acids. The transcript is spliced from 3 exons. Gene Ontology annotation, molecular function: magnesium ion binding; GTP binding; GTPase activity. Gene Ontology annotation, cellular component: mitochondrion. The record is from RefSeq and is a predicted model, not a curated record.
UAAGUUAGCUUUUAGUGUUUUACAUAUAAAAAUGUCGCAUAAAUUUAGCCUUAAUGUCCCAUGCCCUGCUCGCAUAAUCAGUGAGCAGCAUACUGGUCCUGUGACCGCUCAGCUGUUGCGCGAUGGUGCAGUUAUUUAAAUUCCUAUUAAAAUCCACAAAAUCGCCUGCGCGUGCCCACUUUCGUUCCAACUUCCUGGACACGUUGCGCUUGACGGUGCGCGGAGGCCAUGGCGGCAAUGGUUUACCCAAAUACGGCGGCGUCGGUGGCCAGGGCGGCUGUGUCUACUUUGUGGCUAAGGAAGGGCUAACGUUGCGCAAGCUGGCACAGAACCUACGGGAUACACGCGUGCAGGCCACCAGCGGCGAAGAUAGCAGCAAAGUGAGCAUCUUCGGGCGACGCGGCGUAGAUCAACGCAUUGAGGUGCCGCUGGGUGUGCAGGUGUACGAUGAGCAGCAAAAGCUGCUGGCCGAUCUAAACGAGGAUGAGGCCAGCUGCAUUGUGGCAGGCGGCGGCACAGGUGGCUGCACGGGCAACAAUUUCCUGGGACGGCCUGGCGAGAGUCGCACAGUGCAUCUGGAUCUCAAGCUGAUAGCGGAUGUGGGUCUGGUGGGCUUUCCCAAUGCCGGCAAGAGCACGCUGUUAAAAGCCAUUUCCAAUGCCAAGCCCAAGAUUGCCGCCUAUCCAUUUACCACAAUACGCCCGCAAAUCGGCACCGUUGAAUACAGCGAUCUGCGCUCCAUCAGCAUCGCCGAUCUGCCAGGUCUGAUAGAAGGCGCUCAUGCCAACUUUGGGAUGGGCCACAAGUUCUUAAAGCACAUUGAACGCACACGUUUGCUGCUAUUCAUGGUGGAUAUAUUUGGCUUUCAGCUGAGUCCGCGGCAUCCGCAUCGAGACUGUCUGAGCAACAUUUAUGCGCUGAACAAGGAACUAGAGCUGUACGAUCCCACGCUGCUGGAGAAGCCCUGCGUGCUGCUGCUCAACAAAAUGGACAAGGAGGGCGCCCAGCAGAUCCUACAAAAUCUAAAGCCAAGCAUUAAUGAUCUAUCCAACGGUCUAGCCGCGUGUCCCGAAGAACUGCGCCCCAGCAGAGUUCUCAAAUUCGAGCACAUUCUGCCCAUUUCAGCCAAAAACUCGGCGCGCAUAACGCAGGUAAAGCAACAGCUGCGCGAAACGCUAGACGGGCUGGCGGAACAGCAUUUGGUAACAGAUAAUCAGCAGCUGAAAGAGCAGCUGCAGCAGCGAGUAGGCGUAAUCGGGCCGAAAAUAACAUAAUAAAAGAAAAAAUUAUGUUCAAA